This is a messenger RNA of Huiozyma naganishii CBS 8797, 1854 nucleotides long. It is a transcript of the gene SPT20, whose product is annotated as Spt20p. NCBI's taxonomy places the organism in Eukaryota, Fungi, Ascomycota, Saccharomycetes, Saccharomycetales, Saccharomycetaceae. The coding region runs from base 1 to 1854 and encodes 617 amino acids. Gene Ontology annotation, biological process: regulation of transcription by RNA polymerase II. Gene Ontology annotation, cellular component: SAGA complex. The record is from RefSeq and is a predicted model, not a curated record. The transcript has a single exon. Gene Ontology annotation, molecular function: transcription coregulator activity.
AUGGUCGAGGGAGCCGCGUUUGGGAUUCCAGUGAACGUGAACACAUCCGCACAGAACUCUCCGGGGCCUCUGCAUCCACAGGGGAGACCCAGUGCGGCCGGUGCAGCCAGUGCGGCCGGUGGGGCUGUUAAUGUACCCGCUCGGUCACCCAAUGGAGCCGCUGGAGUAGGUGCGAGGGGGCAGCCCGGUGGGGAGAUUGACGUGUCGCGGCUGGAUCCGCAGCAGAGACAGCGGCUACUCUUACAACAGCGCGCCAUGCAGCAACAGAGACAGCAGCAGGCUCUGCAGAACUACGAGGCACAGUUCUACCAGCUGCUUGCGAUCCACAACAAGAAACCGAAGCGACUGUACAAUUUUGCAGAGAACACAGACGAUAUACUAGCCAAAUACGAACAAUACCGGCCAAGCUUCGAGUUCCACAUCUACGAAAGUAACUACAAGAUAUGCGCUCCAGCGAAUACAAGACUACAACAGCAGCAGAGUGCUCCGGAACUGUCCAACGAUGGUCUCGUACUUAACAAGAACAACCAAACGCUCAAGGAGUUUUUGGAGUACGUAGCGAGAGGAAGAAUACCAGAGGCCAUAAUGGAGGUUCUCAGGGACUCUAACAUUCAAUUCUACGAGGGGAACCUGAUCCUACAAGUUUACGACCACACAAACACCGUGGAUGUUGCACCCAGGUCAAAACCACCAAGUGUCGCUCCAACAGGUGUCCCGCCAACAAGCAUCCCACCACAAACACCGGGCCAGGGCAGCGUGGCGCCCAGUAACGCAACGUCACAAAGUGCAGUAAAGACAGAGAACCCAAAUGUGACGACAAAGAAAGAACAAAACACUUCGACUUCGACUCCUGAACCGCAGGGGAAAACUUUGAAACGACCUAGAGUAUACCGUACCCUUUUGAAACCCAACGAUUUAACAAGGUAUUACGAUAUGAUGACAUUGGCGGACCAGGCGAGGUUCUCCGACAGUAUAUACCAGCAGCUUGAGGCAGAAGUACUUUGCCUGACCAAACGAAAUUUAAACCUCGAGGUCAACCUGAACCCUUACGAACACAGGGACAAACUGGAUGUCAGCAAAGUUUUCACAGAACCCAUAUGUGAUGAGGAUACUGGUAAAGUAACGUUCAAACACAGGGAGGAGUCCACAAGACCAGGGACAAAGGGAGUUGUAGGGCACAUUGAAGAACAUGAAGACCUGCCCCAGCAUAGCUCCAACUAUGAGCAGCUGAUGCUCAUUAUGAAUGACAGAACAACAAGCUCUACAAACUCUACAUUUGCUGCAGCACUCGCGAAGCAGGUAUCAAACUCCAAUUCCAAUAAUUCAGAUUCCUUGCUCAACUCGAGUGGGAGCAGGAACUCGACGGCGUCAUCCGGGAACAGCACUGGAUCGAAACAAAGCGCAAAGAGUAAUCAGGUCGCUAUAGCAGCAGCAGCUGCCGCUGCAGCGGUUGGGUCCAUGAAUGAAAAUAACCAAUUCAGCAGGUUGAAAUUCAUCGAACAGUGGAGACUGAAUAAGGAGAAAAGGAAGCAACAACAGCAAAGCCUUGGGAUGAAAGGUGCCAAUGCGCAGUUUGACACCAAGAUAUCGAUGACUUUACCAUUGAACCCACAGCAACAGCUCUUACAGCAACAACAGCAGCAGCAGCAACAACAGCAACCGAACAACCAGAAAAAUACUAAACGGGGUGCUAACAAGGACGGUAAACCGAAGCCGAAGAAGCCAAGGAAGACCAAAAAAACCGCUGCAACAGAUGGAGGAGGUGAGCCCACGCCAAAGAAGAAGAGGCCCGCCAAGAAGAAACAAACUCCGGCGGACACUCAGCCGUCAUCAACAACAAACACACCUUCUUGA